Elaeis guineensis (African oil palm) is the source of this 2119-nucleotide messenger RNA. The record is from RefSeq and is a predicted model, not a curated record. Lineage: Eukaryota; Viridiplantae; Streptophyta; Magnoliopsida; Arecales; Arecaceae.
UCAUCAAUUCCAGAUUGCGCGUUAUCCGCCAUGGAUAUUCGUGAGAUUUGCAAUAAUUUCUCCCUUCCGUGGGACGGCCGCUGGCUUAUCACAAGACAAAUGGUACUGAUAGACGAGACUUUCUAGGUUCCACGAAGCAAAAGGAGAAAUGGCAAUGCUGGAAUGGUUUCUAGUGCUCGGAAUUUCGGCAGCUACAAUCCUGGUGCAUGGCCAGUCAGGAGAUACAAUGACGCCGACCAAAUCCAUUGUGGAUGGACAAACCUUAAUCUCGGCAGGUGGGACCUUCGAACUGGGCUUCUUCAGCCCCGGUGACUCGAAGGGUCGAUACUUAGGGAUACAUUACAGAGGCACUCCAGAUAAAACAGUUGUGUGGGUUGCCAAUAGAAUCUCUCCCCUCAAUGGCUCCACUGGGGUUCUCAAUCUCACGGGUGAUGGAAAUCUCGCACUUCUAAACAGCACCGGAUAUAUUAUUUGGUCGACAGGCACAUCAAAUGCAAUUAAUCCCGUUGUACAGAUUGUAGACUCGGGAAAUCUUGUCCUGAUUGAAGGAACUUCGAAGAAUUUAUUGUGGCAGAGCUUUGAUCAUCCAAGUAACACACUUCUACCAGGUAUGAAGCUUGGGUGGGAUUUAAGAACCAAUGUUGACAGGCAUCUCACGUCAUGGAGGAAUUCCUCUGACCCUUCGCCAGGGGACUUCUCCUACAAGAUACAUGUUAAUGCACUACCAGAGCUUUUCUUAUGGAGAGGAUCUGUCCCAAUAUAUCGCAGUGGACCCUGGAAUGGACGUGGAUUUAAUGGCAUUCCAGAGAUGCAAACAAAUAACAUGUUCUGGUUUAAUCUAACUUCCAAUGAGUAUGAGACCACCUACACCUACGAAGUACAGGACAAUUCUAUUCUAUCUCGUAUUUUGUUGAACGAGAAUGGAGUGGUUAAGCAUUUGGUGCUAUAUAGACCAAAGCUUAAAUGGGACCUAUACUGGCAGCAUCCGGAAGAGCAGUGCGACGAGUAUGCUCACUGUGGAGCUAAUAACUUAUGCAGUACAAGCUACGUAUCGGCCUGUGAUUGUUUGAGGGGAUUCAGUCUUAAGUCUCCACAAAAUUGGAGAUUGAGAGACAGUUCUGAUGACUGUGUAAGGAGAACAGCUUUAAAUUGUUCAUCGGAUGGUUUCUUUGAGCUGCAACAAAUGAAGUUGCCUGAUACGUCAAAUGCCACCGUGCACAGCAACAAAAGUCUGGAAGAGUGUGAAGACUGGUGCCUGAAGAACUGCACUUGCAGCGCCUAUGCUAUCAUUGAAGGGAGCGGAUGUGUAACAUGGACCGGAGAUCUCGUCGAUAUUCGACUGUUCACCGAAGGAGGAGAGAGUCUAUAUGUUCGGCUUGCAUCUUCUGAAUUAGGUCAGAUAAGGGGUAAUUACCGUAAAAAGAAGCUUGUCAUAGUCAUCAUCAUUUCUUCGCUGGCAGGGUUUCCUCUACUUGUGUGCUGUAUUCGACUUCUGUGGAAGAAGAACAAAAAAAGAAAGCAAGGUGAAACACUUAGCAUCCACUACAGGGAAAGCAGAGGAAACGAGCUAGAGUUACCUUUAUUUGAUAUACAUACAAUAAGAACUGCCACCAAUAACUUUUCUGAAGAUAAUAAACUUGGAGAGGGUGGAUUUGGCCCUGUUUACAAGGGUCAGUUGGAAGAUGGAGAAAAGAUUGCUGUCAAGAGGUUGUCCAAAGAUUCUGUGCAGGGCAUAAAUGAAUUCACAAAUGAGGUGUUGGUGAUAGCCAAACUUCAGCACAGAAAUCUUGUUCGCCUUCUUGGCUGUUGCAUUGAAGGAGAGGAACGAUUGCUGGUGUACGAGUACUUGCAAAAUACAAGUUUGGACUAUUUCAUAUUCGAUAGUAAAAGAAGUGCAUUUUUGGACUGGCAAAAGCGCCUCGACAUCAUCUUAGGAGUUGCUCGAGGACUUCUUUACCUUCACCAAGACUCUAGGUUGAAAAUUAUUCACAGAGAUUUGAAGGCCAGCAAUAUUCUUCUUGAUGAGGAGCUGAACCCAAAAAUCUCAGACUUCGGUACUGCAAGAAUUUUUAAGGUUGACCAAAUUGAAGAGAAUACAAAUAGAGUUGUUGGGACAUAG